GCGUGCGAGAGGGAAGGUCCUCGCCUCUCUCUCUUCUCUCCUCUCUCUUCUCCCCUCUUCGUCUUCUUGUGUUUUUUUGAUACGUCAUUUAUUUGGGGGCGGGUGUUUGUUUAUGUGCCGGGGGGGAAAGGCGUGAGGGAGAGCUGCUGUAAUAUAUAUAUAUAUAUAUAUAUAUAUUAUUUUUUUUUUUUUUUUCGGUAAUCCUGGUGGUUAUUGAAGCACAAUGGGUAAAAAACGCAACGCCAAAAAGUCUGGGAGCAAAGUCACAGGCCCCGUGAAGCUCUUACCCCAGACCAGAACGGAGCUGAGUGCCUUAGUAGACGAGGUGUUCAAACGGUGUACGAAGGUACCGUCGGCAACGGCACCAAACGCAGCUCAGGAGUGGGCAGAAUACACAGAAAUCUUCCAGCUAAUUCAAAAUAUUAGGAAUUUAGAGAAGGAUGUCCUGCUUCCAUCAUACUCGCGUGAAGAACAAAUACCAACCUUCAUGUCAUGGCUCAAGGAGAAAGGUGUAAAGAUCAGUGGAGUGGAGAUCAGCGACUUCGACCAGCAGGGCUUCGGCCUGAUGACCACCGAGGACCUUCAACAAGGGGUGGAGGUCAUCGACGUGCCUCUGGAAGCCAUGAUGACAGAGGACACCGCAAGAAAGUCUUACCUUGGUCCCUUGAUAGAACGUGACCCCAUCUUGCAACACAUGGGAAAUGUUUCGUUAGCACUGCACGUUCUAGGAGAAUAUGUGAACCCCCAGUCACCCUGGCAGCCAUAUCUGCGCAUCCUUCCAGCCUCAUAUUCAACCACCUUGUACUUCUCUCAAGAGGAGAUCCUCGGCCUAAAGGGCUCACCAGCACUAGAGGAAGCAGUGAGACAGUUCCGGAACAUUGCACGCCAGUACUCAUACUUCUAUCGGAUACUCCACUCAUUACCGGAGGCGCGAAGUUGGCCAAUCAAGGAUUACUUCACCUUCGACGCUUACAGAUGGGCCGUUUCGACAAUCAUGACGCGCCAGAACAGGGUCCCGACCAAAGGGGCUAGUGGCCAGCUGGCUCUCAUCCCAGCCUGGGACAUGUGCAAUCAUGAACAGGGAAUUUAUUCUACAGACUAUGAUGAAGAGAAAAACUGUUGCGUGUGUCUAGCGCAGAAGGAUUUCAAAAAGGGAGACCAGUUCACAAUCUACUAUGGGAAGCGACACAAUGUGGAACUCUUCCUACACAAUGGCUUUGUUGAAAUAGGCAAUGAAAACGACAGCCUCGCCAUCAAGCUGGGAGUGAGCAAGAACGACCCACUGCACGACGAGAAGGUGGCGCUCUUGACCUCCCUGGGGCUGCCCUCCUCCGGCUCCUUCAUGCUGAUCCCAGGGCUGCAUCCGAUCUCUCCCGGCCUGCUGGCUUUCACGAGAAUCUUCUGCAUGGAUAAGGAAAUACAAGACUGGAUGCAAGAAAAACCCGCAGUGAAGCCAGAGGUUCAAGAGAAAAUUUCCUUAGACAAGUGGAAGGACGACGGGGAGAAGGCCAAGGGUCUGCUGCACGAGGACUGCGACGUGGGCACGACGGUCCAGGAUAAAACGUGGAGGUUCCUGCACACGCGCGUCUCCCUCCUCAUCAGGGCGUACCCAACAACGCUCGAGGAGGACCAGGCUGCCCUCCCAACCCUGAAGGGCAAUGAGGCCAUCAUUCGAUCUCUGCUCAUGUGCGAGAAAAUGAUCCUUAAGGAUGCCAUGACCUAUCUCUCUGCCCUUCUGCCCAAGUAGAAAACUGCGGCUGGAAGAGACAGGCAGACAGAACUGGAGAGUAACAAGGAGAUGGCUUCUGAUGUCAAUUUUUUUUUGUUUUUUCCCUUUUUUUAUUUUUCUUUUUUUCUUUUUUCUUUUUUUCUUUUUUUUGAGCAUGUAGGGGCAUGGGACCGUGAGAGAAGCAGGGAAGUAGGAAAGAGAAAAUUAGGUCACAUUCGGAUGUUAUUCGACCGUCAUUAUAUCUGUUUGUUUGUUUCAUUUAAUUGUUUUUCAUAUUUAUCUUGCAUUUUAUUUGUCCACGUUUUGAAUGAUAUGGAUGGUCCUGCGUCUUUGAUUUUGGGGUAAGAUUGGGAGACAUAGCAUAAUUUUUUUAGAAUGGAAAUAGGAGAGACUACUUAAUAAUUAUUUUUGUGAAUCUGCUCGAGAACGUUUGCCUGCAUUUACAAUUUCCGUAGUUGACUUGUGUAACCUAAUGCAUUAGAGCUCUAGGGAUGAGUCCGCUAUGUUUCGUUUUCAUUUUCACCGACUUCGCCUUUUCUUAUGCUUAUCUUUAUUGGUUAUUUUUUCUCUUCUUUUCUCUCUUUCUAAAUUUUUCCUCUUCCACUCCUCAUUCUCUGUCUUUUUGUCAUCUUUCUUUGCCUUUUCUUGUGCUUAUCUUCAUUGGUUAUUUGUAUCCCUCAUUUUCUGGUUUUUCCCAUUUUUUUCUCUUCACUCUUUCUCCAUCUUUUCAUCAUCUUUUUCUAAUGCUUGUUAUUGUACUUUGUUCCUUUUUUUAUCUUUCUUUCUUCUGUAUAUUCCUAUUCUUCUUAUCUUUUCUAUAUUUUUUUCCUUUUUCUUCUUCCUUCACUUCUCUUUAUCUUUUCCUUCCUCUGUUUGCUUGUUUGCUUCAAGAUGCAGUCAUGUUCAGUAAAAUGCAAAAUCAUAUAUUUUUGUAUUCACACAUGCAAGAAUGCCCUCCAUUUACCUAUUACAGUUUGCAAGAUUUAUUUCUCAGUCCAGUAUAAGUGCAAGAUUGCUGUAGUCAAGGUCGUAUUAAUCUUUUGCGCGUCGUUAAGUAGUUUGUUAUUUUCUUUCCUUUUCCUUUGCCCAGUGUAUUUUGUACUGUUUGCCGACUUCCUAGUUGUUCUCUGCCUUUCAUGGCUU
This is a messenger RNA of Penaeus chinensis, 2872 nucleotides long. It is a transcript of the gene Setd3, whose product is annotated as actin-histidine N-methyltransferase-like. Bases 224 to 1747 code for a protein of 507 amino acids. The transcript is spliced from 13 exons. Gene Ontology annotation, molecular function: protein binding; histone H3K4 methyltransferase activity; transcription coactivator activity. Lineage: Eukaryota; Metazoa; Arthropoda; Malacostraca; Decapoda; Penaeidae. Gene Ontology annotation, biological process: peptidyl-lysine monomethylation; actin modification; positive regulation of transcription by RNA polymerase II. The record is from RefSeq and is a predicted model, not a curated record.